AUGAAUGCUCCAGAUAGAUUUGAACUAUUCAUAUUACCCGAUGGACUUGAAAAGAUAAAAAUUACACCAGAUUCAAAGGUCCCCAAUGCCGCCAUCGUGAAAAUCGAGAGAGAAGACCAUACUCUAGCUAAUUUGUUAAGGGCACAGCUCCUUAAAGAUGACGGUGUUAUUUUUGCUGCUUAUAAGGUGGAGCAUCCUUUAUUCGCAAAUUUCGUUUUAAGAAUCCAGACUGAAGAUGACUAUUCACCAAAAGAAGCCUUGAGAAAUGCUUGCUCGGGCCUUAUUGCCGAAUUGCAAGCAAUCAAGGACAAGUUCCAAAGAGAAUGGGCUUUGAAGGUUUUGUUGACGCACAACGAAGAUGAGUAUUGA
Lodderomyces margitis is the source of this 369-nucleotide messenger RNA. RefSeq names its product DNA-directed RNA polymerase II core subunit (gene RPB11). Gene Ontology annotation, cellular component: RNA polymerase II, core complex. The record is from RefSeq and is a predicted model, not a curated record. Bases 1 to 369 code for a protein of 122 amino acids. NCBI's taxonomy places the organism in Eukaryota, Fungi, Ascomycota, Pichiomycetes, Serinales, Debaryomycetaceae. Gene Ontology annotation, biological process: transcription by RNA polymerase II. Gene Ontology annotation, molecular function: protein dimerization activity; DNA binding. The transcript has 2 exons.